Molecule: messenger RNA, 2937 nt
Organism: Poeciliopsis prolifica (blackstripe livebearer)
Lineage: Eukaryota; Metazoa; Chordata; Actinopteri; Cyprinodontiformes; Poeciliidae
Source: RefSeq, a predicted model, not a curated record
ACUUCAACAUUUAUUUCACAAGACAAGCGUAAGAAGCAACCAUGAGAAACCUUUCAGCUCUACUUCUGCUGCUUCUCCAGGGAACGGUGCUGGCUCAAACAUAUAAAAAUGUUGCAUUGCAUGGAAAAGCCACCCAGUCUGACCGGCUAGAAAAUGCUCUUUCAUCUGCCUACAAUGCCAUUGAUGGAAACCGUCAGGCUACCUUUAGUGCAGGAUCAUGCACUCACACUGAUCGAAUGACCAACCCCUGGUGGAGAGUGGACCUGCUGGAUUCUUACAUUGUCACUUCUAUUUCCGUCACCAACAGAGGAGAUUGCUGUUCGGAACUAUUGAACGGAGCAGAGAUUCACAUUGGCAAUUCUUUACUCUACAACGGUCUUGCAAACCCAGUGGUUGCUGUCAUUUCAAAUAUCCCAGCAGGAAGGACUUUAACUAUUACAUUUACCAGAGAUGUUCAAGGCCGUUACGUGACUGUUGUGCUUCCAGGUGCUUCCAGAACGCUUAUGCUCUGCGAGGUGGAGGUUUAUGGAUACCGUGCUCCAACUGGGAAUGUGGCAAUUUAUGGAAAAGCUUCACAGUCAACUGUUUAUCCUGGAGCCAUCGCCUACUACGCUAUUGAUGGGAACCGUGCAGCUCUGUGGAGCCAGGGUUCCUGCAGUGCUACAAAUAAUGACUUUAACCCCUGGUGGAGACUGGACCUGGGAAGCACCCAUAAAGUGUUCAGUAUUAACAUAACCAAUCGGGUAGAAUAUCCCACUCGAAUUAACGGAGCUGAAAUCCGUAUUGGAGAUUCACUUGAUAACAACGGAAAUAACAAUCCCAGGUGUGCUGUGAUCUCAACCAUCUCUCCAGGUUCUACUAAAACCUUUCAGUGCAACGGCAUGGAUGGUCGAUACAUCAAUGUUUUCAUACCUGGAAGACAAGAGUAUCUCACUCUGUGUGAGGUGGAAGUGUACGCAUCCAAACUGGAUUGGCUCAAAGGCAAAUCUCUCACCUCCAACAGCAAACUCACCAAAGAAUCAAGAAUCAUGAGGUACAGUGUAUUAUUUCAUUUGCUGCUCCUCCUGCCAAUGUACUCAGGUUACACUUACCAAAAUGUGGCUUUGCGUGGCAAAGCUACACAGUCUUCUCAGUACAAAGAGGAGCCAUGGAAUGCAUUUGUUGGUGCCUCCAAUGCUAUUGAUGGAAACCUAAAUGCUGACCUUACAAAGGGAUCUUGCACCCACACUGAUGCUGAAAACAACCCCUGGUGGAGGGUGGACCUACUGGACGUGUAUAUAGUCACCCAGGUCAUCAUCACCAACAGAGGAGACUGCUGUGCCGAGCACCUCAAUGGUGUGGAGGUUCGCAUCGGAAACUCUUUACGCCAAGAUGGCACUGCAAACCCACUGGUUGCUACCAUUUCUACUGUUGCAGCUGGAAGCUCUCAUGCAAUAAAUUUUACUGAGCGUGUUGAAGGACGUUAUGUGACCAUUAUAGCACCUGGUGUGAAUAGGGUUCUAAAUCUCUGUGAAGUGGAGGUCUAUGGAUACCGCGCCCCAACUGAAGAAAAUGUGGCAGUUUAUGGAAAAGCUUCACAGUCAACUGUUUUUCCUGGAGCCAUCGCCUACUAUGCUAUUGAUGGGAACCGUGAAGGCCGCUUUGACCUGGGUUCCUGCAGUGCUACAAAUAAUGACUUUAGCCCCUGGUGGAGACUGGACCUGGGAAGAACCCAUAAAGUGUUCAAUGUUAACAUAACCAAUCGGGUAGAAUUCCCACGAAUUAAUGGAGCUGAAAUUCGUAUUGGAGAUUCACUUGAUAACAAUGGAAAUAACAAUCCCAGGUGUGCUGUGAUCUCAACCAUCGCUCCAGGUUUUACUGAAACCUUUCAGUGCAACGGCAUGGAUGGUCGAUACAUCAACGUUGUCAUACCUGGAAGACAAGAGUAUCUCACUCUGUGUGAGGUGGAAGUGUACGCAUCGAGGCUGGAUUAAAGUUACUAAGUUUUCAUGGCAUCACAGUGGUUUAAAGUUAAAGCUGCAUGAUUCAUUUUGACCACUAGAGGGUGUAAAAAGCCUUUUGAAAAUCUGAUUGCAUUGAAAACCAAAAUAAAAAUUGUUUUUCACUAUUGGGAAAGCAGUUCUGAGCUGGGGUACGCAUCUGAUGAACCAAUCACGUGUUGUCCAAAAAUAGUAGUAGCUACUGAAAAUUCACUUGUGAAAUAAAUAUUGGCCGAUCACUGAUCUCCCAAAAUUGAGGAAAUCUUCGCAAAACAGGCUCUGGUAACACACAGAAAUUUGGAUACGUAACUUUAAUCUGAUUCUUGGAUUGUAUGUAGUAACGCAUUAGAUUAUGCAUUACAAAGGAUCAGAUUAGAAUUACGUGUUGAGGACAUGUUGACAUUUCUCCUCAAGCUAUUUACUGAUCAUAUCAGGUUUCCGAUAUGUGUCCCCUCUAAUAAUAAACUUGUUCAUAUGCCCUUGUAUUCAGUGCAAAGUAGCCUAUAAUUUCUUUGAUGGGGGGCAGUAAGGAGCUGGAUAAUGGAUGGGGGCGCUGGCCCAAAAAAGGUUGAGAAACACUGCGUUAGAUGAACAUAGAAAAUGACAACGAAUCUCUCAGAUGAGGUUCACAAAAGUCUGAAUUUAGCUUGUCAUGCACAUAAAAGACAGAUAGAUAGCUAGGUAUACAAAGAUUUUGUUAUAAACCAUUUAGCAUGAAUGGACAUUGUUAAUCUAACUGAACAUAUUUAAAAUUAGUUUUGUCUUUAGAAGGAAGUGUUUUCUGAAACUUCAACAAAGAGCUCAAUUAUCUUUCUUAUAUAUACAUAUGUAGUUUAUAUUUCUAAAUAUAUACUAAAUAUAUUCUUUAAAAGGGUUUAAAAAGGUGUUGUCUUGUCCUGAUUCACUUUUGACUGAAUGUACUUCCACUUUGUAUUUACAUAAAAAAUUAUAAAAAGUU